This is a messenger RNA of Lingula anatina, 1370 nucleotides long. RefSeq names its product beta-1,3-glucan-binding protein. The record is from RefSeq and is a predicted model, not a curated record. Gene Ontology annotation, biological process: carbohydrate metabolic process. Gene Ontology annotation, molecular function: hydrolase activity, hydrolyzing O-glycosyl compounds; carbohydrate binding. Lineage: Eukaryota; Metazoa; Brachiopoda; Lingulata; Lingulida; Lingulidae.
CUCAUUCUCAAACUUUUCAUCUUUUUGUCGUAGCACGUUAAGAAGCACAGAUGAAUCUUCCCGUGUACCGAUUAAUUAUAUCGACAGCGUUCGUGGCUGUUUUAUUAACAUCAGCAGCGACAUACAUCUUGAAACCGGUGAAGAUUUCCUUGACAGCGUCCAGUGGGAUGAGAUUUGCUUAUAAAGACGAAGACAGUCAAGUGAGUCUUGUCGCCUUCCACUACAGUAUUAACAAACCGCUGAUAGCAACAGACGCCGGAGACUACAAUGUUGACGUCACAGCUCGGGAACCAGGGACUGGUGCGUUUGUAGAAGUAAAUAAUGACGUCAUAUUACAACCUGGUGACGUAGUAAAUUAUUGGUAUUACGUCGUACGAGGAAGCCGGGCGUACCAAAAGCUCGAUCUAUCUUGGACAGUGCCAGCGGGUCCGACUUCUCCGUCGACUACAGUGGCGGCACCUCCGGGUGAAGCUCCGACAACUCCAGCCACCACAGGGGCUCCGCCCACCAGUGAAGGUCCCCCCGACCGCUGCGCCACCUAUCCAUGUUUAAUAUUUGAAGACAACUUCGAUACUUUGGACCUGAACACGUGGGAACACGAGAUUACGGCGGGAGGAGGAGGGAACUGGGAGUUCCAGUACUACACUAACAACAGGUCGAAUACCUACGUCAGAGAUGGCGUAUUAUUCAUAAAACCCACGCUCACUGCGGAUAAGUUUGGAGAAGCGUUUCUGUCCUCAGGACGGUUAGAUCUGUGGGGUUCAGGGCCUGCUGAUCGAUGUACGGGCAACGCGUUCUACGGCUGUGAACGCCAUGGUAACGCUAAUAACUAUAUUAAUCCCAUCCAAUCAGGGCGACUGAGGACGGCACACAGCUUUGACUUCCGGUACGGUAGAGUGGAGAUAGAAGCUAAAAUGCCAACCGGAGACUGGAUAUGGCCAGCCAUAUGGAUGUUACCCACCAACCAGGCCUACGGUUCCUGGCCAGCGUCCGGCGAAAUCGACAUCGUAGAGUCACGUGGUAACAUGUUUCUAAGGAACGGAGCAGCGUCCAUCGGGGUGGACACAGUGACGUCAACAUUACACUGGGGGCCGUAUGUCCAACUGAACGAUUUUUUUCGCACUACAAGCAGUGUCACAUCGCAGUCAGGGACGUUUGGUACCGGUUUUCACACUUACGUUUUGGAAUGGGACGAAAAGAGCAUCAGGUCCUCCGUUGACGGCAUUGAACUUCUCAGUGUUAGCCCCGGGGAGGGUGGAUUUUGGGAGAUGGGAGACUUCGCCGCCAGGGCCCCGGGGAUAGAUAACCCCUGGGGCACUAACGCCCCCAAUCGCCGCAUGUCCCCUUUCGAUCAGGAGGUAAGACAGGAU